UUUAUUCAUCACGACUCAACAAAUUACCGGUUUCCUUAGCAGGUAGGUUCAAAACCGAAGACAUAAACCCUAAUUCAGGUCUCAUGGCAACACCACCCGCCGCCUGCCCAGAACCUGAUGCACAUUUCGUCUUGUAUGCUAGCAUCGCGUACCUCGGUGUAACUCAUAAUUCACGGCACAGGUCACGCAUGGAAGCUGCUGGUGCCAUGGAUGUCUAGCUGGGAUGUCUGGGUGCAGGGGACAGGGUAAGGGGUUAGGUUGGCGCCCCGUACUGCGCAGCGUAGUCCCAGACCCCAACAUACGAUUUGCGACGUCAAAGGAUGAGCGCGCGGCUGGCGUAAAGCCGGAGCUACUGAGCGACCGAGACACGCUGUCGGGCUGGCAGGCUGGCAUGCUUCACUUCAAGUGACCCUGGCUGCCAUACCAUAACGGAUCCGUCCGUCAUCACCGUGAUCACACGCAAGCUAGCGUGGCAGGAUGUGGUGCGAACACGCGGACGUUGUUAUUGUGUACCGUAGGCGUUGCCAGGUUGUGUAGUGUUGUGUGGAUGGACAUCGACCAUCACGGACGGACACAAAGCCCCACGAAGCGGCUGAACUACACACUACUACACAUGCACGGGCGUGUAAGGCAAGCCAACGUCUGCAUGACCGGAUUUUCGCCUUUAGCAUCGCGACUGCUAGAUAGGCACCUGGUUUGGCUAUGUGCCUGUGGAAACCGACCCCGGCUAUGUCCGGGCGAUGAGGUUGUUCGGCCUCAGACUGUGGAAGGGCUCAGCCCCGUGGCUCAGCCCCUUUUCCCGUGACCGGGAAACACUUGUCGCCUUUAGCAUGUUGCCAUCGUGAACGGGCAGCAGCGGCUACAGACUACUACUGCUCUCUUAUUGACGAGUGUUGCGGAACUAAUGCUCUAUGAGCCAGCCAGCCAGCGCGAUCAUCGGCGAAGUGACCGCGAACCCAUUUUGCGAUUCUUGCCCUGACCCGCCUUGUGGGAUGUGUGGGCCGAGAUUACAGCCAUCACACUAGCACCUAUGCUUCUCACCAUCCUCUGCUCAUGCUUGUACGAGGAGUUCAGCGGACACAACCUAGCAAAGCUAGUGUUGCCGCUGCGUUGCCUCAUGAUAAGCCCGCCUGAGGAGCUUUACUAAUAGAUGCGCGGCCAACAUGAAGUGCGUACCAGUGCGGGGGGGCUGGAAAGCGGCAAGGGACACUUGGCGUCCGGGAAGUCGUUUUCUUUUUUUUU
This is a messenger RNA of Chlamydomonas reinhardtii, 1242 nucleotides long. RefSeq lists its product as uncharacterized. NCBI's taxonomy places the organism in Eukaryota, Viridiplantae, Chlorophyta, Chlorophyceae, Chlamydomonadales, Chlamydomonadaceae. The record is from RefSeq and is a predicted model, not a curated record. Bases 224 to 409 code for a protein of 61 amino acids. The transcript has a single exon.